Penicillium brasilianum is the source of this 1074-nucleotide messenger RNA. Lineage: Eukaryota; Fungi; Ascomycota; Eurotiomycetes; Eurotiales; Aspergillaceae. The record is from the annotation of a GenBank genome assembly.
CAAAGACCGGUUUCCUCUUUGCAAGACUGACCAUACACUAGAGAUACAUAUCGAGUCGAAUUUGAAAUCAUUCGCUUACUCGUUCGUUUGGAUAUCCCAGUUCUACGUCAACAAAUAGACAUGAGUGCCAUAUGGUCGCACAGGAUUCGGAGACGGACUAUCACACCCUUUUGAAAAUUGGAAGUUUUGAACUGCACGGUACCUUUUCGAAACCUGUAGUUACUGAGUCUUACCGCCAAGCUGCCCAUCCUCCAGGUCCUAUGUAAACAGAGCGGACCCGGAUGCUCAUGCGUAUCAUUUACUCCUCCACUGUAUUCCAGACAUCCGGAUGGAAGUAUUUCUUCUGAUUAUACUGACGGAAGGAAAUACUUGACGUGGAUAGAUCACCAUGAUCGAUUCGGGCCCCCUUCGAGUGCUUGUGAUAAUCUCACAACGAAGCUCCCUAUACCCCAAGAGUAAUACUACUCCAGAGGAAAUCGUACCGCUAGCGAUGCGCCUCCUCAAGAAGAGAAAGAUGUGGAAAGCAACGGACUAUCCCGCCGCAACGAAACUUCUGGCAGUACAAAAAUGGCGAAGUCGCGCAUUCCUCGUCUUCGACAUCGCCAAUGAAACAUACGAUGCCAAACUCGGCCAUCUCCCGGAACACAACCAGCUACCCGUGGUCGUGGCCCACUUUAGCAAGAAGAAGGCAGCGUAUCCAGCCAACUCAUGGGUCUCUCAGCAAGUCAAUCAUGAUGUCGCAAUGCUGCAUAAUGCGAACGGCUUCGACGCUGUACCGCCGUUCAUGGAAGAUCACACUCUGGGGACGCCGCCGGCGUAUCACAGUCCCCGAGAUAUCUCGAUGUUGCGAGUCACGUAUAUCUAGAAGAUCAUGUGGUGGUUUUCAGGCGAUGUUGUAUUGCAUCUUUCAUGCAAUGUAUUUGGUAUCUCGAAGGAAACAGAAUGUCGAUAAAAUCAUUAGCCCCAAACGCCAUGCUUGCUUCCAUCCAUGUAUCCCACAUCCAGUAACGGAUAUUGGCAUCAGUCGGCUAAAAGUCCAUCGUAAGCUGCGGCGCCAUUUUCUCAAGAUCUUCC